CAUUUUUGUUUCAAACUUACCGUUUUGUUUAAUUGUAAUCCAAUUUGGUGAUUUUAAAAAAAUCGUGUAAAAUAAGAAAGAUGACUGCAAGUACUAAUCAAUCGGAAUUGAAUAAAAUAUCCAACGAAAUCAUAAGAAAUAGUCUCGUAAAUUUUGUUAAGAAACACCUAAAAUCGGAUGAUGUUGAGAUAUGUAUUGAAUGUGGUUCGAAGAAAGGGGAUAAUUUCCAAGGAGAGAUCUUUCGUGUUUUGUACAAAGAAGCCAACAAUAAUGCUAACGAAAAUGAUUCUUCAUUAAUUUUGAAAAUAGCAGCUAAAGGUGGGUGCAAGAACAAACAUGAUUUAUUCGUUCACGAAAUUAAUAUGUAUGAAAAGGUUUUAUCAUAUUUCAAUGAAUUCCAAUUGUCAAAAGGAGUUGAUCCAGAGAUAAAUGGCUUCAACGAAUAUCCAGAAUGCUACUUUAGUACACAAGACAAUAUGUCCGAAUCGGUGUUUCUUGAAGACUUGAGGCGAAGAGGAUUUGAGAUGUUUAAUCAUCGUAAAGAAUCAAUUACAUUCGAUCAUGUCUCUCUGUUCAUGAAGGCCCUUGGAAAAUUCCACGCUAUUUCAUUUGCCUUAAAAGAUCAACAAACCGAAAAAUUCAAGCAUUUCACCAGCUUCAUUCCAGAGCAGUUUUGGGUUAAUGUGCAACAUGAUAUCAGAGAUGUUUUCUUGUCAUUUAUGGAUCGCUUAACAAGCGUUUUGGAAGAUGAACAACGUUUCGAUUUGUUGGAGAAAUUCAAAAACGCAACCGGUGAAGAUAGCAUUGCAUUUCUCACUGGCCUACUUUCAAUGGCUUCGAAAAAUCCGUGUGCAGUUAUUACUCAUGGAGACGCUACUAUAAACAAUACUAUGUUCAGUAAAGAUAACCACGGAAAACCAAACGAAAUUCAAAUCUUCGACUGGCAAUGCAGCCGAUUCUCUUCGCCUGUUCUUGAUUUGGUCAUAUACUUGUUCUGUUCAGCAACAAAAGAACUUCGUGACCAACAUUAUGAUGAAUUUUUAAAGAUUUAUCACAAUAGCCUUUCAGAUUUAUUGAAAAGAUUGGGAUCUGAUCCAGAAAAACUCUUCCCAUACGAAGAAUUAUUAAAUCAACUAAAGCAGUUUGGAAAAUAUGUUGUGUUCGUUGCAGUAAUUUUUAUUCAAAUUAUGUUUGCAGAUGAAGAUUCGAUUCCAAAUGUAAGCGAUGAACAAUCAGAUAAAUUAACAGAUGAUUUUUUUCAAAUAUCGGACGAAUCCAAACCAGCAUAUCGCAAGCAUGUUUUGGAUUUAUUCAUUGACUUAGAUCGUCUUGGUUAUUUAUGAUUGUGGAUUUUGGACACAAUGUAACAAAUUUCUUCUACGAAAAUUCUAUUCCAUUGGUUAAAGAAAAAUAAAUAUACCCGAAAUGAUACAAUAAUUGGCAUUUA
Contarinia nasturtii (swede midge) is the source of this 1447-nucleotide messenger RNA. RefSeq lists its product as uncharacterized. NCBI's taxonomy places the organism in Eukaryota, Metazoa, Arthropoda, Insecta, Diptera, Cecidomyiidae. The record is from RefSeq and is a predicted model, not a curated record. The transcript is spliced from 5 exons. The coding region runs from base 81 to 1343 and encodes 420 amino acids.